AUGUCAUUUGUUUCCGCUCCUAUGUCACGUCAACCUCUUGGUGGGCGCUUACGUGAAUCAACUGUUAAAAAUGGUCGUACCAUAAAGUUUGUCACGGAAGUUGGAUCGACAACAUCACUGACAAGUGGUACCGGAAUGUUAAGUGUCUCACCCUUCGGUCAGAAUGCUGCAUCUACUAUACGUGACAGCCGUGAACGUGAAAAGAAAGAGAUGAGCGAUUUGAACGACCGUUUAGCUACUUACAUUGAAAAGGUUCGUUUUUUGGAAGCGCAAAACCGAAAAUUAGCGGCAGAUUUGGAUCUUCUUCGUGGAAAAUGGGGAAAAGAUACAUUCAAUAUAAAACAAAUGUAUGAAGGAGAAAUUUCGGAUGCGCGUGAAUUGAUUAAUGACACAGUAAAACAGCGCGAUGAUUUGGAAAAGCAAAUUCAUAAAAUGCAGGAUGAAUUAUCCGACUAUCGAAAAAGAUAUGAAGAAGCAUUACGGUCAUGCCGUACGGAUCGCAAGAAAAUUGAUCAAAUGUUUUCACAGCUUUCACAAAUUGAAGCUGAAGUUAACAUGUUACGACGUCGCAUUACGGAACUGGAAGAGGAAGUGAUGCGUACUAAAAAGGAGAAUCAGCGAUUAUUGGGGGAAUUGCAAAGAACACGAACUGAUGUUGAUCAAGAAACACUGAAUCGUAUCGAUCAUCAAAAUCAGGUGCAAACAUUAUUGGAGGAAACUGAUUUCAUCAGACGUGUUCAUGAGCAGGAGAUACGUGAGCUCCAAAGUCUUGCCGCUCGUGAUACUACGCCCGAGAAUAGAGAAUUUUUUAAGAAUGAAUUAGCGUCCGCAAUUCGUGACAUUCGGGCCGAAUAUGAUCAGAUAACAAAUGUCAAUCGUACGGAUAUGGAAUCGUGGUAUCGUUUGAAAGUACAAGAAAUCCAAACUCAAUCGGCAAGACAAAACAUUGAACAUGGUUACGCCAAGGAAGAAGUAAAAAGACUGCGCACACAACUUGCUGAUCUUCGGGGUAAAUUGAGUGAUUUAGAAGGACGAAAUUCUUUACUCGAAAAACAGAUUCAAGAGCUAAAUUACCAGCUAGAAGAUGAUCAACGUUCAUAUGAAGCAGCAUUGAAUGAUCGUGAUGCGCAAAUUCGAAAGAUGCGCGAAGAAUGUCAAGCAUUGAUGGUUGAACUUCAAAUGCUCCUUGAUACUAAACAGACAUUAGAUGCCGAGAUAGCAAUUUACCGGAAGAUGCUAGAAGGUGAAGAGAAUCGUGCCGGAUUGCGUCAACUAGUAGAGCAAGUUGUGCGUACUCAUGAGUUAACUCAUCGAGAAGAUACCGAGACGAUGAGAAUUAUGAAAGGUGAAGCUGCCUCCCGCACAUCAUUCCAACGAUCUGCCAAAGGAAAUGUUUCCAUUCAGGAAACAUCUGCCGAUGGUACCUUUAUUAUUAUUCAAAAUACGCACCGCGCUAAGGAAGAAUCAAUUGGUGAAUGGAAGUUGAAAAGAAAAAUCGAUGGAAAGAAGGAAAUCGUAUAUACGUUCCCCCAUGAUUUCAUCCUUAAACCUGGAAAAAGUGUUAAGAUUGUAGCCCGCGGACAUGGCAUUUCAUCACCACCAGAACAGCUCGUCUUCGAUGGAGAAGAUUCAUUUGGGUACAGUUCAAAUGUUCAUACAAUUCUCUAUAGCCGUGAUGGUGAGGAACGAGCUACACUUAUUCAGCGUUCAAGCCAAGCCUAA
This is a messenger RNA of Loa loa (African eye worm), 1722 nucleotides long. Its product is annotated as intermediate filament protein ifa-1. The record is from RefSeq and is a predicted model, not a curated record. The coding region runs from base 1 to 1722 and encodes 573 amino acids. The transcript is spliced from 12 exons. Lineage: Eukaryota; Metazoa; Nematoda; Chromadorea; Rhabditida; Onchocercidae.